AUGGCCGACCAACACGAGGUCGAUCUCGAUUCUAUAAUCGACCGUCUCCUCGAAGUCCGAGGCAGCCGUCCCGGAAAGCAAGUUCAGCUUCUCGAGUCUGAAAUCCGAUACCUCUGCACGAAGGCGCGCGAGAUCUUCAUUUCUCAGCCCAUUCUUCUCGAGCUUGAAGCUCCUAUCAAGAUCUGUGGUGAUAUCCACGGGCAAUACUAUGACUUGUUACGCCUAUUCGAAUACGGCGGAUUCCCUCCCGAGGCGAACUACCUCUUCCUCGGUGACUAUGUAGAUCGUGGCAAGCAGUCUCUCGAGACUAUUUGCCUUCUGUUGGCCUACAAGAUCAAGUACCCUGAGAACUUCUUCAUUCUCCGCGGAAACCACGAGUGUGCCUCUAUCAACCGCAUCUACGGUUUUUACGACGAGUGCAAGCGUCGGUACAAUAUCAAGCUUUGGAAGACCUUCACCGACUGCUUCAACUGUCUGCCCAUUGCAGCCAUCAUCGACGAGAAAAUCUUCACUAUGCACGGCGGUUUGAGUCCUGAUCUUAACUCUAUGGAGCAGAUCCGCCGAGUCAUGCGUCCCACCGAUAUUCCCGAUUGUGGCCUGCUUUGCGAUCUUCUCUGGUCAGAUCCUGACAAGGACAUCACGGGUUGGAGCGAAAACGACCGUGGUGUCUCGUUUACUUUUGGUCCCGACGUCGUCUCUCGAUUCCUCCAGAAGCACGACAUGGAUUUGAUUUGCCGAGCUCACCAGGUAGUCGAAGACGGUUACGAGUUCUUCUCCAAGCGCCAAUUGGUCACGCUGUUCAGCGCGCCCAACUACUGCGGCGAGUUUGACAAUGCCGGUGCUAUGAUGAGCGUCGAUGAGAGUCUGCUGUGUUCCUUCCAGAUUCUCAAACCGGCCGAGAAGAAGCAAAAGUACGUCAAUCGCGGCAUGUUGGGCAGCCCUGGACCCGCUACUCGAUCCAAGUAA
Scedosporium apiospermum is the source of this 966-nucleotide messenger RNA. RefSeq names its product [Myosin-light-chain] phosphatase. Bases 1 to 966 code for a protein of 321 amino acids. The transcript is spliced from 4 exons. Gene Ontology annotation, molecular function: protein serine/threonine phosphatase activity. The record is from RefSeq and is a predicted model, not a curated record. Gene Ontology annotation, cellular component: cytoplasm; nucleus. NCBI's taxonomy places the organism in Eukaryota, Fungi, Ascomycota, Sordariomycetes, Microascales, Microascaceae.